UAUAGGUCCUUCCAGGACGCAUAUCCUGAUGAUUGGCAAGAGAUCCUCGACACAUUCGACGAGACACGGAUAGCUUCAGGCCCGCCUCUGACUGUCGCACAGCGGUCACAAGAAUUCACGAGGUUGACAAAGAAAGUGACAUCCUUGGUAAAUAUGGCCACCGCAAAGCAUGGCUUUGAAGCAGCGCUGCUUAUGUGCGGGAAGGUCGUGAAUCAAGAUGCGUCAAUCGGGUACAUACACACAACCUCUGGUGCAGAAGAGUUUUGGGCUUCCCGUUGUCGUGCUGAUGAGGACACGAUGGUGGGGCAUUUUAAGGCCCAUGUACAGGAGGUUCCCGACAAUCUCGAUUGGAAGACACUGGCCGACCACAUACAAUGUAUCAAAGUCAGCAUGACCUUGAUGUUCAGUAAGCUCGGCGGGAAAUUAAUGGCACAGUCAGGAACUUUCCCAUGGAAACUAUUACCCGCCGAGCUGGCGUGUCACCAUUUUGUGAUGAGAGGGUAUCCUGAAGACAUGUUAAUGCCAGGAGAGCCAUGCAUAACGGUUGCACAACCCAAAUGCAUCAGCGACCUCGAUAAACGUGAACAUGUCGUACUUGCAGAUGCCUUGCGAUCAGGCAGAUUGACCAUCAAAUGA
Messenger RNA from Suillus discolor, 636 nucleotides. RefSeq lists its product as uncharacterized. The record is from RefSeq and is a predicted model, not a curated record. NCBI's taxonomy places the organism in Eukaryota, Fungi, Basidiomycota, Agaricomycetes, Boletales, Suillaceae. The annotation marks the transcript as partial. The transcript is spliced from 4 exons.